This is a messenger RNA of Calypte anna (Anna's hummingbird), 1823 nucleotides long. RefSeq names its product G protein-coupled receptor 19 (gene GPR19). Bases 462 to 1691 code for a protein of 409 amino acids. Gene Ontology annotation, cellular component: plasma membrane. The transcript is spliced from 2 exons. Gene Ontology annotation, molecular function: G protein-coupled receptor activity. Lineage: Eukaryota; Metazoa; Chordata; Aves; Apodiformes; Trochilidae. The record is from RefSeq and is a predicted model, not a curated record. Gene Ontology annotation, biological process: G protein-coupled receptor signaling pathway.
GUGCUGAUCGGCCCGAGGGAGCGGUACGGGCACCCCGCAGGGUCGGGGUUAGAGGGGGGGAAGAGGAGGAGGGAGAGAGGAGGGUCAGGGGCCAUGGGGUCCUGGGGAGGGACAGCCACAUGAUCCGCAUCCCACAUGACACUGAAGGAAAGCGGUGGCAGCAGCCAGCCCCGCAAAACGUCAUUUUUAUCCUUUUUUUCCGCCGUCAAAGAAGAGGGGUAAAAUACCCCAGCAUCAUCCCCUCCCCACCGCCGCAGCCGCCGCCACCGCGGUCAGGUUUACAAACAUCCGAACAGAGGCAGCUCCAGGUGUCAAUUUACUCCAUGGUUUCCAGUAUGAUUGGCAGCUUCCCAGGGGUGCCUUCACCUGGGAUUACAAACAGAGACAGAAGGAGAUCGGCGCCGCUGGGAUUAUGCUUUGGAACAGCCUGAGCACAAGAGGUGGCUGUGUUUGCCCACAGCAUGGAUAACAGCAGCAGUCCUUUUCUUCCCCCUACCUUAUUGAUCCUGCUGCAGAACAAGAGCUACCCUGAAGCCUCCAUCCCUCCUGCUGCCUACAAGAUCACAGAGUCACCCACAGGACCCAGCUCGAGCAGGAACCAGACUGUCUUGCAGUAUGAACUGAGGCCGCGGGAAAUUGCAGCAGCCAGCAUGGUCUUGGGAGUCUUGUGGCUGGUUUCUGUCUUUGGGAACUCCCUGGUCUGUUUAGUGAUCCACAGGAGCAGGAGGACACAAUCCACCACCAACUAUUUUGUGGUCUCCAUGGCUUGUGCAGACCUUCUCAGCAGUGUUGCAAGCAUGCCCUUUGUGCUGCUCCAGUUCACCUGGGGCAGGUGGGUGCUGGGGAGUGGGGUGUGCAAGCUGGUAAGAUACAUCCAGUACCUCACCCCUGGAGUCCAGAUAUAUGUGCUCCUCUCUAUAAGCGUGGAUCGAUUCUACACUAUCAUCUACCCACUGAGUUUCAAAGUGUCCAGGGAGAAAGCCAAGAAAAUGAUUCUGGCCUCUUGGCUAUUUGACGCUGUAUUUGCAUCACCAGUUUUCUUAUUCUAUGGCUCCAACACUGAUGACCACUGCAACUUUUUUCUCCCCAGUUCUUGGGAAGGAGCUGCCUACGGUAUCAUCCAGCUCUUGGUGGUGUUUUUGAUCCCAUACAUCCUCAUCAUCUUCUUCUACCAGAAGGUCAUCAAGUACAUUUGGAGAAUAGGCGCUGAUGGCAGGACUGUCAGGAGGACAAUGAAUACUGUCCCAAGAGCAAAGGUGAAAACCAUCAAGAUGUUCUUAAUGUUAAACUCAUUAUUUCUCCUCUCCUGGCUCCCUUUCUACGUGGUACAGCUGUGGCACCCAGAGGAAACAGACUACAGAAAGAGUUCCUUGGUUUUCCUGGCCAUCACCUGGCUCUCUUUCAGUUCUUCAGCCUCUAAGCCAACCCUCUACUCCUUGUAUAAUGCCAACUUCAGAAGAGGAAUGAAAGAAACUUUUUGCAUGUCUGCCAUGAAAUGCUACAGAAGCAAUGCAUACACUAUUACCACCAGUUCCAGGAUAGCAAAAAAAAAUCAUGUUGGUAUUGCAGAAAUCACAGCUCCAGCCAAAACUAUCACCAAAGAUUCCAUCUACGAUGCUUUUAACAGAGAAGCAAAGGAAAAAAAGCUUGCCUGGCCUAUUCAGUCCAAUCCCCCAAACACAUUUGUCUAGUUGGCUACAUUGCUUUGAAAACUUGUUACGAACCCCCAGAACCAGGAGUUUUCACUGCCUUUUGAACCAAUGUAUAUUUAAAUUUUUUUAACACAACUUUUAGGGAAUUAAAAAAAAAAUAUUUUAUCAAAU